Messenger RNA from Lethenteron reissneri (Far Eastern brook lamprey), 6500 nucleotides. Its product is annotated as RELT-like protein 1. The record is from RefSeq and is a predicted model, not a curated record. Gene Ontology annotation, biological process: positive regulation of p38MAPK cascade. Gene Ontology annotation, cellular component: plasma membrane. Lineage: Eukaryota; Metazoa; Chordata; Hyperoartia; Petromyzontiformes; Petromyzontidae.
AUGUUCUCCGUGCAGUUCACAUUCCGUCCAGUUCCACGACGGGCUUCACAAUCACUCACUCACACACCACGUACCACACACACAACCACGUCCUCCUUCAUGUUACAACAUCGUGUGUUGCUGCUGCUGCCAUACAACAACCUUCUUGUAACCCUGUACACAACACCAUGGGGCUCGGCAACGUCACAAGCUGCCGUCUUGUGAGCCACCAGUGACGGCGGGGGGUGUCUGCUUCUGAGCGAGGUUCGCCGCUCCGUGCGAUUAGGCAGGAGACGGCACUUUCAGCAGAAAUCGGAGCGAUAUUAUGACCGUAGCGGCCUCGGCUACGGAUGAGGCCACUCUCAAGGCCGACGUUAUGGCGUUCAAUGGCACGGACCCGAGCGAGGAUACCCCGGCAGGCACGGGCGGCAGCUACGGCGCCGUCUUCCUCGUGCCGGCGUUCAUCCUCGUGGGGUUGCUCGGCAUCCUCGUGUGCCACAUCCUCAAGAAGAAGGGGUACCGCUGCACGUCCACGCCCGAGCCAGGGACCUCGCACGAGGACCUCAAGGAUGCCGAAAACGGACACACGUGCGUAAAGGGAGGCUUCGAGGGCCACGAGGACACGGUGGGAGCCAUCGCGAGACUCAUCACAGAGAACCCCGCCAACGCCGAAGCCCUCAAGGAGUUGCAAGCUGAGCAGUGUGAACCGGAAAUGAGCCUUGAGAGCCCCACGUCUCCGGACCAGACGGUGUUGAGCCUGGACGACUCGCACGCCAUGCACAAGCACAGCCACACGAUCCACGGGGUCUCAUCCAACUCGGGCUGCGCUCGCUGCACCAAGGAGUGGCAGGAGGCAGCCGGCAAGGCGCGCAGCCAGAGCCGUAACAAAGGCGGCGCACGGCCGCUGCGGCCUGGAGAGAAGACGGUGCUGGCCGUGGGAAGGUUCCGCGUAAUGAAAAUCCCGGAGCGGGACCGAAAGCAAGGGAUGUCGGAUCAGCGAUCCAGCGUCAUGGACAACAGCACAACGGAAGUGGAGGCCAAGCCCCUGUCACCAACGCGCAUCAAGUGGAAGAAGUCGUGGUCGCCAGGCAAAGACGACACGAUAUCUGACUCAAAGGCCUGAACAGACGUAUACGGACUAUAAUACUUAAUUCUCCUCGUCUACGACUAAUAUCUACAAUAAUAUUGAUCACAGUAAUAAGCAAAAUGCACGCUCUGUAUUACUUUACAAUGGCUAUUUUUCAAUUUCCUGAGCAGCGUGGUUCUCAGUUGUGAAAGAACACGUUCAAAUUCCAGCCAGGGUCAACCCAGAUCCAUCACUAAUGUCAUCAUCAUCAUUACGACCACCGUCAUCAUCAACGUCCUUGUUAUUGCCUCUCCAUGGUUGUUAGAAACAAAACCUACACCUAAUGAGACUGCACCACUUGUUGUGAAGUCAACCUGUGGCCGUCCCGUGGAAAGACUGGUCCCUGUCAAUGAAACGUGAAAUUUCCACCACCACAGGCUCAAGACCACCAGCCGUCGUGGAUAAGGAACCACCCCAUACACGGGAAUUCUUUGAUGGGCUGGCAUGACCACAACAAAGUGGCGUGUUGUUGUAGUCGCAUUAUAAUUAUUACUUGCCUUGACUGUUGAUAUGAAAAGCAGAUUGAAGAUUAUGCACAUUUUUUUGGGUUGUAAAGUGGAACAGGAGGAGAAAGAUCCAGAAAAUGGUGGCCAAAUGUUAUAACAUUUUCACCCCAUUGUCUUUCCGCCCCGGCUCCCCCAAUUUUAUAGCUGUUCUAUCGGAGCUACGUCUUGAGACGAAUAAUCAAUUUGGAUUUCUCUCAGAGCAGUGCAGACCUUGCUGUUAAGAGGAUCGCCCACUCAAGCAGAUAUGAAAGAACUACCUCUUAAAUCCAUUUAAGUGACCUAUGAUCUACAAAUUAGGGGGUUUCACUUUUGCCACCCACUCUUGCCACCAGAGAGCAAUGCUCGUCGCAUGAUAGUCAAAUCGAUCAAAUUAAGUGCAAGGCCAAAUUAUUUUGCGUGACAAUUUUUUGUUGUGUACUCAUUAGUGGACUGGGCAUGAGAACCAUUGAUGAAUUUACACUUGAGAAACCCGAUUUAUUCAAAGGCCUGGAUUCGAACCUAGGAAAUCAACUGCACCCAGCACCAGGGCUCUGGUCUUUUGAGCCACCACCUCCGCCACCUCAUUGCCUUUCACACACGGCAGAAACAGGAGGGUCGUCUUAGUCGUAGAAACUUUCUAGAGGAAGAGUUGAGCGCGAGUGGGCAACGUCCUUGACGUGUCGUCGUUAGCGUUGGCUCGUUCUGCCACUUUAUUCCGUAAAAUUCCACGCAGUUACGCCAUUGUUUUGUGUUGCUCGUUUUAAGCCUAGUCAGGUGCCAAAUUCCUUUGACCAGCUAUGUACAGCUCUGUAUCAUAUAGAGUUUUGUUUUGCUUUAAUAUGCAGCUUUGAAUUUGUAUUCUGUAGAUUUACAACUCACACACUGUAUAGUGCUCAUUUUAAAAGUGGUAAGUUGACAUGACACCAUGUUUGUUUGAAAUAAUUUUUUGUUAAGUACAUGAAUUAGUGUUUUUCUUUCUUUUUAGCUUUCUUAGUGUCAAUACUUAAGAGCAAAAAAAAUAUUUCCUAAGAAAACGGACAGAAAAUCCAAAUAACUUUGUGUUGAUGCAAAAUUGUUUAAAUAUGGUAAUCAUAUACAUUUAUGCAUGAAUUUCGUUUUUUCCCUUCUCUAUAAUCUAUUUGCUCGUACAGGGCUGCUUGCUGUCAUUACACGUGAAUGGCUGUGGAUCCUACAUUCCCUUGUGGGUCUUACUCCUUAGACCGUAUAGAGUGACAUUUUAUUGAGUUGUAUAAGUGGCCUCAAUGCUUUGUUCUCGAGCUCUGUAAGUGAGCUCAACCAUGUCAACAUCCACACCUACAUCGCAUCUGUAGUCUCCUGUUUUCUGGCAACGGUGAUAUGUCUGGUUAAGAUUUGUAGUUGCAGUCUUGAACGUGUUGAUGAAAAUCGUGACGAAAAGCGAAAAUGUGAAAUUCAUGUUACACUUCCAUUCAGCAGAAUUAUUUUGAUAUAUUUAUUGCAUGAGGAUAAUGCCAUUCGGCAAAAACAAAUCACUCGAACUUUCGUGCACAUGAUUAUAUGAAAAUAGAUGUAUGGCAAUAAACAAAAGCAUUGCAUUUUAAUUGUCUUAAGAGCUUACGAAGCACAAUAUUAAAAACAAAAUUAUUGUCUAUAAAAUGACACCAUUUUCAUUCAAAAGUCACAAUGCGGCAUAUAGGGUAUCGAGUUUCUAAAGCCAAUGGUUUUUUGUUAUAAUGAACUUGAUGGGGAAUUGAUUAUAAUUUAUGUUGUACUUGUAAUGAAACCAUCCAUGUGAUGACAUCGCACCGUGUUUUAUUAUUUCUGUCCUGAAAUAUGCACUGGCAUCGUUCUUAACCCUGUUACUAUGACGUUCCGACUGGAUUGCCUGUCGCUUAGGGGUCAAAUCAAGGCGUUUCCACGUACGUUGGAUUCUUGGCUGCAAUUUUUUACAAGGUGGACCAGACAGAUUGAAGCCAAUCAAUGACAAUCGAAUGCCUGUCCUCGCAAACUGAAUUUCCACCUUCACGUUAUAACGGAUUUAUUUUCGAUGAAACGGCUAACGUACCAUUGGCUUCAGACCAUUUAUUUUUUCACAACGCUGGUAGUUGCUUCUGGUUCGGUGUAUUUUUGUCGCUGAAAUUACAGCACCGUAUAAAUUCCAGGCCUUGCGCCACCGCUGUCUUGACUGUUUUGGCCGUAGGAGCCGAAAUUACGAAGACAAUCUUGAAACCAAAUCCAUUUAGAUGAAACCCGCUUUAUACGUCGCAAUUAAGCUCACGUAUUAAGUCAUGCUUAACAACAGUGCUGCGGCUUUUGGGUGUUAAAAUCUCAGUUUGCGUCUGUGUGGGUGCAAGAAUUAUCCAUGCCGAGGGAGUCGCCCUUCUAGACACAGGACUGCGACAUUCACUGCUGGUGAAAAGGACCUCAACUGCAGGAAGCUCUCGAGAGCUCCUCUUAAGGGUAUCUUGGGCCACCUUUUCGCGCUGGCCAAUACAUCCACAGCCUGCUGAUCGAAUAACUGUAGGAGUGUGCCCCCAUUCAUACUGUCGGGUGUACAGAGGCGGGCGGAUUGAAAAAAACUGCCCGUAGGUUCAUCAUGCCAUGAUUAACAAGGCCACAAAUGGCAGCGCUGCAAUGUUCUGUAUCAAUCAACUUUCUGACGUUUCCUUCCGCAGUAAAUACUUAACUUCUUCUCUUAUAUUGACAAACAUACUUACCAUUUAGGUGUGUAUAUACAUUUGUCCGUCAUGGAUUAAACACUUUACAUGUGUGUGUUGGAGCAAGACUGUUCUGUGUUUGUGGGGUCUAUAGAGUCAUAUACUGUAUAUGUUUUGCACCAUGUUGAGUCGGGGUGCAACGAAUCAUCGCCCCACCUUCGAAACUCGAGAUUUGAUUCAAGAAUACAUUUUUUGUAUCCAAUGCGUUGAAUGUAGCGGCCUUUUAGUGACUGCAAGGGGUCACGUCGUCAAAUCCAUUCUGGACACUUUCUCAAAAACAGCGAUUCUAGACGGGUGCAUCGUUGAGUUUACGAUUCGAUAUUAAUCGAUGAAAUUGACGCAAAGUUGCACACCCGUAACGCUUAAAGAACACGUCAUUGGAUACGUCGCUCAAUAUAAUGCAUCGCACACUACAGCAUCGUAUCUUCACGGCCUCCAACGUUGAAUGUGGAAUAUCUCUGACGAGUGGCUGUGAUACGUGUUAACCUAAAUGCACUACCGUAAUUUCUUUGCCUACUUUUUCCAUUGACAUGGCGGUAAUCGCUAACGUAGCCACGUCUGUUUCCCACUAUUCUCACUUGUACCCGCACCCUCUUUCAGCUGGCUGUCAUUUUUGUAUUUGUUUUUUUUUUACAAUUGUAUAUUUUCUGCAGUGUAAUACUUUAAUUGAACGUUACCCUGUUUGGAUGAUGGCGGGAUGAUUGAUUUAGAAUUAUUGUGCUUCCAUUUCGACGUGUAUAGUGUACUGCUUCAUAUGUAUCCCUCGAUUUACGAAAGGAUGCGUUCUUUAAAAAAAAAACGUGUAAAAACGUAAAUUUCGUAAAUAAUUUUUUUUUCACAUUAAUUGAAUACGAAAAAUUAAGAAUGGGUUUCGGAUAGUCGUUAUAAUUCUGCUCCUGAUAUAAAAACUAUACACAUCACUUUUCACGAUACUAAAAUUAUAAUAAAUAUGAAUACGAUUGAUUUUAAGCUUUCGUGACUGCAGGAAUCCAUACUCUUCGGUUCUUUCGGUAAAGUCACGUAGGCAUAAAAUAAAAUAAAUCACGACGUUUCGGGCGCAACACAAGCGUUCACUUUUUCGGGGCACUCGCUAAAACAUCUGCAUGUUGGAAUUAAUGUCAAAUUGCGUUAACGCAACAUUUCGUAAACCGAACGUUUGUAAUUCGAGGGAUACCUGCACUAAAUAUUGGUGCCAUGAGGCUGGCCACUACCAAUCACAGCUUCUGUGGGAGGAUGGGGGAUGAGGGUUACACUUUCCUAACAGUUCUCUGGCACCGAGUUCACUAUUUAAAAAAUUAACCCGUAAAAACAAAGUUUUUCACUAUAAAUCCUUUAUAUGCGAAUAGGCACACGUUUAUUGUUGUUUGCUUUCGAUUGGUUUACAUUACAUUCCAUGACAGGAGGACCUUGCUGUGUUUUCUGUUUCUUACAAAGAGCAAGACAAUAAAUUACAGUACGUGUUCAAUGGGCCACAACCCAGCCCACAUUGGUCUUUGAAACGGGCGGCUAGAGUCCUCUCGUCCUCUGGCUUGAGAUGGCUGCCACCUAUGGGUCAGAUGAUUGCCUGCCACCAUUAAGCAAUUGGUAAUUAAAUAUAAAAAAAAUUUCUAAAAUGUUGAAAAUUUUGGAAAAAAAAUUUCACGAAAAUAAAUUGUCACGCACAACGAGUCUGUGUGCAAAAUGUCAGCUCGAUUGGAUCACGGAAGUGGGUUAAAAAACGACCGAAAGAUUUGCACGGUCGUAAGCGCGCAAGCAAGUGAACUUAAUAUAAAGGAUUAAACAAAAAAGACAACUCAAUUAAAACUCACUUCUCCGCACAACCCACUGCGCUUGAAGGCAUUUUUACAUCGGGCACACGCGACUGCUGCUCCAAUUGCCGACGACAGAUAGAUGGCUUGCUUUUUGCAAACUCAGCAUAUGGAUUUAUUUUUAGGUAGUUGAGCAGUGUGUUGCGUGUGUGCUGAAUUGUCAACUUUGUCAGACACCGCCGAAUGCACACCGAGCACAAAUAAGUCGGGGACGUCACACGGAAGAGUCGUUAACGAUCCCAUUGCACAGGGUUCGAGCGUAAAUUUUGGGACCAGUUGAAUUGGUCCGACUAAUACACGAGUGCCGUUUUAUAAACAAUGCCAAGAGACGUGAUGAUUUCAUUGCUCUGAUGAUGUCUAUAUUAUACGGUCAUAGCUAUUUUUUUGAAGUAAACUGUGGUUACAA